UCGCGGGAGAUCUCUCGCUUUCGCUCCAAACAGUCUCUCUCCCUCUCUCUCUCUCUCCCGUUUCGCAGCGAGGCGGCCUCGGGUUGCGUGAGGCGCGAUGGCCAGCGGCGGCGGCCGGCGACGGAAGCCUGGCCGCGGGUCGCGGGCCAAGGUCAAGAAGACCAAGUAUCUGAGCCUGAGCAGGCACCUGAGUAAGGCGGAGGUGGAGACGCCGCAGCUGUCGCCGGAGGACGGUCCGGUGUCGCCGCCGUGGCAGGAGGCUGAAGUGAAGCGGGAGGACGGUGGGGAUGGAGCCAGGCAGCAGCACCUGGAGCCGUUCGCUCUGCAUCACGAGGCGUCCACCCUGUUCGCGGCCUCGCCGGCGCCGUCCCUCACCGACAUCCUCGGCGCCUCCGCCGGCGGUGACGAAUCGCCGUCGCCGUCCGCCUCGCCGGACGACGUCUCCGGAGGGACGGGGUUCCCGGGCGCGGAGGAGGACGACCUGGCGCGCCGCGCGCUCCGGGGCAGGGAGCGGUGGGUGUACUGCAGCAGCAGCUCCUCGCCGACGAACACGACAACCACCACGUCGUCGGCGUCCCCGUGCUCGUCCGCAGCGAGCACGGGCGCCUCAGCGCGGUCGCUUCUGCUGAAGCUGGACUACGGGGAGAUCCUGGCCGCCUGGGCGGGCCGCGGGUCGCUCUACAUCGGCGGCGGCGAGGACGACCACGCCACGCCGGAGCUGGAGCUCGACAACGUGUUCGUGGAGGUGGAGCCGUCUCAGCACACGGCGGCGGUGGCGUGCGCAUGGAGCGCGCCGGAGACAUCGGGGCCGGGGAGGGCGGAGCGGGUGCGGCGGUACAAGGAGAAGCGGCGGAGCCGGCUGUUCGCGAAGCGGAUCCGGUACGAGGUUCGCCGGGUCAAUGCCGUCAAGCGGCCGCGCUUCAAGGGCCGUUUCAUAAAGGAAAAUGAGGAAAGCGACCUCCAGCCUACAUAACCUUCUCUUGGCUUCUUCCGUUGCCACAAGGAUGGAUGCAUCUAUCAUCCUCGACUAGAUACCCAGUUAGUCGCCACGUUAUCAGAUCCAAAUUCAGCUGCUGCAUCAGGCUGCCACAGGCAGGUUGAAUUUGUUGCAAGCUUCGGGUGUAGAUGCAAUGUGGAAUGUCAUGUUUCAAAGGAUGAAAGUAACACAACUUGAGUGAAAUCGCGUCGUCUCCAGUGAUGGAAGCAACAGAACUUGAGCGAAUGAUGAAUCUGUUCAUCGGUGUUUCAUGUAAUUGUUCUCAGGUGGUCAGUUGCAGUUUGUGCUGUCGAAGAGGGGGAUGUUCAGUUGGUAACAACUCAACCUAGAAUUACCUCUCCGGAAGGACUAAAUUUGAACCUGAGACAUGUUUCUCGAGAUCUUUAUCACAGAAGAUGUCAUUCCGCCACACACAGAGAUUAAAAAAUUUCAGAUCAAGAUUUUUCAUUUCGCACCUGCAUUUCACUGAGAGUCUGUUUCUGUUUGUAACGCUGGAAUUUCACAAAAAUGUUGUAAGAUUUAGUGUAAGUGCUGUAUGGAUGUUGCAAAAUUGAUGAAUGCUGAUGUUGGGUGUCUCAAGCAUGGUUCA
Messenger RNA from Phragmites australis (common reed), 1586 nucleotides. RefSeq lists its product as uncharacterized. NCBI's taxonomy places the organism in Eukaryota, Viridiplantae, Streptophyta, Magnoliopsida, Poales, Poaceae. Gene Ontology annotation, molecular function: protein binding. Gene Ontology annotation, biological process: regulation of DNA-templated transcription. The transcript is spliced from 3 exons. Gene Ontology annotation, cellular component: nucleus. The record is from RefSeq and is a predicted model, not a curated record. Bases 98 to 973 code for a protein of 291 amino acids.